Molecule: messenger RNA, 795 nt
Organism: Seminavis robusta
Lineage: Eukaryota; Bacillariophyta; Bacillariophyceae; Naviculales; Naviculaceae
Source: the annotation of a GenBank genome assembly
AUGUCAGGUUCCUCGUUUGGUGCUCGUGGAGGCAAUGCCUUUGCCAGUUUUCCCGGUCUGACCUCAUCGAAUGGUGGUCUAGGACCAUCACCAUCACCAUCCCCAUCAGCAGGCGCUGGAGGUGGUGGAGUUGGAUUGCCAUCUCUGAACUCCUCAUCGUCAGGCGGUGGUGGUGGUCAGUAUGGACCAGCAAUAGAGUCUUUGACGCUGACGGCUCAGAGUGUGGGACUGACGAUUGAACAACUGGCCGCCGCCUUAUCAGCUUCUCCCAAUUUGAAGACACUCUCGAACGAAAGUGGAAUCAUCACUGAUAGUCAAAAGGAGCUGGCGCUGUCCUUAUAUCGAACCGAGUCACUGGCUCUCUAUCGUCGUUGCAUGUUAUUGGCAGGGUUUGACCCGGAUGCCAUUGAAGAGCAGUCACCCGAGUACCAGCAGUUUGCCUUUCGGGCUUGGCAGGAAGAAGGACGGCGCUUGCAAGAUUUGAUGGGCAGGGAGAUGUCAUUGCAAGCGCCUGUCGUGGCCAAUCUGCAACAAGAAGCAGCACAAGCCAAAGCUCAUGCUCAAGUCCAGUCUCAAAUUCAAGCCAAGGCUGUCCAGGCACAGGCCCAAGCUUUGGCGCUCGAACAACAGCAGCAAAAGCAACAACUCUUCUUACAAAGCCGAUUGCAGCAACAGCAAAAUGGGGGGCUCAACUCACUUUUAUAUAACAGCUCGGCUGGUUCCUCUCAACUAUACAAUGAUGCUGUUCAAAAGAGAUUGAAUGGAAUGCACAAGCCAGGACAGGCCUUCCGGUAA